GGAGCGGUUUUCCCGUUACGGACACGCGGUCCCUCGCAACGUCACUUUGUGGUGCGGCGUCGAGUUAAUCGCUCGUAUUGCCGCGAAAUCGAAACCGUUCCGUUCGUCGUAGGCGCACACGUUCGUCGUUACGGUCGGUAAGCACAUUAGCAACGGUUACAACGUUCGAUUUUUCAAAUGCGAUCGAAGACACGUAAGAGAUUUCGUUCGCCGUGAUCCACCGUCUCGAAAUUCAUUUUUCGAAUUAUAUAAUCGUCGUAUUCAAGUGGCCGAUCGGUUGUGCGGUCGUUCGAUCGAUCGAUCGAGUCCCGUACGCCGAUCGGAAGUCCAUCGUUCACCGUUUUCCCGAUCGAUCGUCGAUCGGACAAUUCCGUCUCGAACCGGUGGAAUAGAUCGAAGUGAAAAGAGACGCGGGGAUUCGAAAUUCCCGUGUGAAGUAUAAUCGAUUAAUUUCGACAAAAAUAAAAAAGUGCUCGUGAAAGAAGGUGGGGGAGGGGGAGAGAAUUGGAAUGAAGCGAGGAAUUAAAUAUCACGUGGUAUCGAUAAUUGAGGGAUCGAGAGACAUUUAGAGGCAUUUAGGAAUCAGGUAUGCAUUACAACGGCCAAGGGAUUUUGGAAGACUCGUAUCUGCGACAACGACAACAGCAAGAUCAUCAUCAUCAUCAUCAUCAUCAUCAUCUUCAUCAUCAUCAGCAGCAGCAGCAGCAGCAGCAACGGCAACAGCACACCGCUUACGAGAUUCGACGGAAGAUUCGCGAUCGAAGUUGUUCACCGAGUUGUUCGGAUGAAGUGCGGUCACCUGGUUCCGAAGUGAGGGGAGGAGAGACGGUCGGAUCGCCGGAAAAUAUACGUUUGAUCGAAAACGGCUCUCCCCCGGAGCUCGAAGACGAAUCUCGAAUGUCGAGGUAUCGCGAGGAAAAUGAGGCGAAAAAACCUUCGUUCUCGAAGCAGGAAAACGAGCAGGCGGCCAGUUUUUUUCGGGACCCGAGCGAAGAAACGAGUGUAAAGUGUUUCACGGAGGAGAUGGUGUCCGCGGCUCGCUACGGGGAGCCGGAUAACUCGCCGGGGAGGAUCUCCCCGCAAGAGUACGCGGUUCACCCGACCGAGAGCAGACGUCACAGCUCGUUCGGUAAGACAUCUUUCUGCAUCGACGCGCUCCUCGGCCGUGCGAGCGGGAAGCAGCAGGAGAAUCUCGAUCACGAACGACCUGAACGGAAUCAAAGAUUGUUAUUCGGCACGAGGAAUUCCGUGAUCGACUCGAAUUCUUGCCUGGCCAACUCGAUAAUCGGUGCCCACGACCGGGAAUCGUCCUCCUCCGCUCUCGGCGGUAUAAGUGGUGGUGGGAUCGCGGGUACUCGUGGUUGCACCGGUGCAGGUGGUGAGAUCGAGACUGGAACUGGAGUUGGAAUCGGAGUCGGGGUUGGGAUUGGAAAUGGAACAACGCUUAUCGGUACAGCAGCAAGAACGGAUGAUCGGGCAUCGUCCCUCGGCAAUCUUUUGUCGAACAAUCCGUUCGACAGAUCCGUCGUGCAGCACGAUCUGUCCUCGCCAUCCAACCUGCAAGUUAUUCGCGAGGGGAGUAGCGACAGACAAGAUAUUCGUGAACGAUCCGGCCAUUUAUCCUCCUCCGGCAUCCGCGUCGAGUCCGUGGAAGAGUCGAAGCCAGCUUUUAAAGGGGAGAGCGCGGGGAACGGAGGGUUUCGCGUCGAUCGUUUCGAGAACAUCGAGGACGAGGCCUCGAUCGAGGUUGAUCCGACGAGAACAGGAAGCGCGAGUUCAGGAGGGAGUAACGCGAGCCACAGUCCUGUCUCGAGCCCACCGAUCUCGCCAGGAUCGGAGGAGCCGAGUGGCAACGCUAUCCCUGGUAAUCCGAAUUUACCGAGCGGUCAUUAUGGCGCGCUUGGCAGCAGUACAGGGGUAACUCGACAGAAUCAAGCUCUUCUCUUACAUCCGAGUGGUCCCCUCAUACAUCCCGGAGGAUUAUAUUAUCAUCCUGCGGGCGGUAGCGCGUUUCAUUCGAUACACAAGGAAGGACAACCCGUCGGACAUUCGCAGAGUGCCGGUGCUCAUCCUCAGCAGCAUCACAUCCAUCCACUCCAACUCGAGUGGCUUGCUAGGACUGGAAUGUUAUAUCCCAGAUUACCCGCCGAUUUAGCCGGUUGCGCGGCCCAACAUGCUCUUCUUGGAAAGACCAGAAGGCCGAGGACCGCUUUCACGUCGCAACAGUUGCUCGAAUUGGAAAAACAAUUCAGACAGAACAAGUACCUAAGCAGACCGAAGAGAUUCGAAGUGGCCACCUCGCUAAUGCUUACGGAAACACAGGUGAAAAUCUGGUUUCAAAAUCGUCGAAUGAAAUGGAAAAGAAGUAAAAAGGCGCAACAAGAGGCACGGGCGAACAAUAAGGUGGAAGAUGGUGGGAAUGUGAGAAGCGGCGAGAGAGAAACAGGGAAUGAUCCGAAUCCAAAUUCGCCGAGUCCGCAGGAGGAUACCAAAGGAACGUUACAAGAAACGCAAAGAAACACGACCGAGCUUCAAGAGCCACUUUAUCGACCAUACGUGGUAUAAAAACAUUGACGAAAUAAUAAUGAUGUGCCAAAUAAGAACUAAAGAUAAGUUGCCAUUUUUCGCGUCAUUUUCAUCGCCGAUCAAAACACCAUCGGUCGAUAACUUUGAUACUUCGUGUGAUACCAAUCUUGUUCUUCUUGGGAUCGAAAUAUAUAUAUAUUUUUUUUUUUGGGAGAGGGUGGAAAGAAUUUCGCCCAAUCUUCGACGAGGGAGAACAAAGAGGUGUUGUACGUGGAAAACGAUUGGUUAGAUUUUCGAGGAAAAGAUCGUAAGAAUGAAAUCGCGUGCAUGAUGUAUAUAUAUAUAGUAUACAAGAAGUAUCGAUCAAGUACGUAAUACUGGUGUAACAUUGGAAAAUUUGUAUGUAAAUAUAGGGAACAAAACUAUAUAAUAAUAAAUUAUAGACGCAUAUUUAUACACGCAUAGGUAUAUACACGCGUUCCCUCGUGUCCAUGCCCGUGCUUGCACGCGAUCGCUGUUAUCAGGGGCGAUAAAGUUAGAAAAUUAAAAAUUUGAAUUUGACUAUUUAUCAUUCUUUACCACCUUGAAUUAUUUCGAGAUGUUUUACAUUACCGAAGGUUGGUAAAAAGAAGUGCGUUUUUAUCCGGUAUCACAAAAAAAAUAUGGCUUAUAUUAAUAAAUUGAGAGGACGAGCAAUCGCAGCAAUAGUUGUAUAAAAUCAUCGAUUAGAAUAAGUAUGAGGGAUUAGAAGAUUUUUGACCGUAACACUCUUCUCCAACGUUGCUCUAGAUCAUCCACAGACACUGGAAGACACGUACCUAUCUAUUUAUGAUAAAUUACAUAACUGUAAAUAAUAUUCGUAUACGUUUAGGUUAGAAAGUGCGAUGCGAGGAUAACGUCAUAUUAUGUCGCAACAAGUUCCUAAAAUAAAUCACAAAUAGAAGAAUAAAACGUAUGGACUUUGUUUAUUCCUUAUUCAUUUUUUUUAAAAUCUUGUUCGAUGCGUCGCAAACAAUGAAUCGAAACGUUGAAAAUUAAUUUCAUUACUUAACAUAACAAAAUUGUGCUUUUAGGUGUAUCUAUUUGUCUCUACUUACGUCGUUAAAUUCUAUAUACGUGCACAUGUAUUUUAUAUAGUUUUACAUAAGCGAAUCUUUAUUUCUGUAAAAGAAGAAGAAGAAGAAAAAAAAGAAACUUAAAAAUAUGUAGCCAUUCAAAGAAGACACGAUCAUAUGUUUCCCACUACAGCUCCCGCACGUAAACGAAGAAUCAUCAGUAUUUAUGAUAUGCUAAUUUCCCGUUACAAAUUCCGCGAUGUUUCGCGGAUGACUGCUCUUACCGGCUACAGCCAGUGGAAAAACCAUCCGUUUGGAAAACCAGUCGUCAACGAAGGAAUGGAAAGGAGCAGGAGAGAAGAGAAACUUGGCUAUGGGUAUCGUUCUUAAAUAAAAUAGAGAUCGGUUUCAUGACAGCAUUUUCGGUAAUCGUUAUGUUAAACGUAAAUUACUGUUGAUUCGAAUUGAGAAAAUUUGAUUAUAGAUAUUUAAGUAAGUACAUAUCCACAUACGCAGUACAUAUACAUAUACGUGAUUAUGUGGUAUGGUAUAUGUAUCGUGUGAUAAGAUCGUUUCUUCUUCGUAUUCUUUUUUACACAAUGUAGAGAUAUAUCUGAAAGAAGUAAAGAAAAAUUUGAAGGAUUGGAAUAAAAA
Molecule: messenger RNA, 4235 nt
Organism: Apis cerana (Asiatic honeybee)
Lineage: Eukaryota; Metazoa; Arthropoda; Insecta; Hymenoptera; Apidae
Gene: exex
Product: motor neuron and pancreas homeobox extra-extra
Biological process (GO): spinal cord motor neuron cell fate specification; central nervous system development; regulation of DNA-templated transcription
Cellular component (GO): nucleus
Molecular function (GO): sequence-specific double-stranded DNA binding; DNA-binding transcription factor activity, RNA polymerase II-specific
Source: RefSeq, a predicted model, not a curated record